Molecule: messenger RNA, 996 nt
Organism: Owenia fusiformis
Lineage: Eukaryota; Metazoa; Annelida; Polychaeta; Sabellida; Oweniidae
Source: the annotation of a GenBank genome assembly
UCCUAUAUGUUCUCUCUGUACAUAUUACUCCAUUCAUUAUUACACUGUUGUAUUUUCCUCAAUGUGGAACAACUGGUCUAUCUGAACCUGGAAUCCUAUAUGUUCUCUCUGUAAAUAUUACUUCAUUCAUUAUUACACUGUUGUAUUUUCCUCAAUGUGGAACAACUGGUCUAUCUGAACCUGGAAUCCUAUAUGUUCUCUCUGUACAUAUUACUCCAUUCAUUAUUCCACUGUUGUAUUUUCCUCAAUGUGGAACAAAUGGUCUAUCUGAACCUGGAAUCCUAUAUGUUCUCUCUGUAUAUAUUACUCCAUUCAUAAUUAGACAGUUGUAUUUUCCUCAAUGUGGAACAACUGGUCUAUCUGAACCUGGAAUCCUAUAUGUUCUCUCUGUACAUAUUACUCCAUUCAUUAUUCCACUGUUGUAUUUUCCUCAAUGUGGAACAAAUGGUCUAUCUGAACCUGGAAUCCUAUAUGUUCUCUCUGUAUAUAUUACUCCAUUCAUUAUUACACUGUUGUAUUUUCCUCAAUGUGGAACAACUGGUCUAUCUGAACCUGGAAUCCUAUAUGUUCUCUCUGUAUAUAUUACUCCAUUCAUAAUUAGACAGUUGUAUUUUCCUCAAUGUGGAACAACUGGUCUAUCUGAACCUGGAAUCCUAUAUGUUCUCUCUGUAUAUAUUACUCCAUUCAUAAUUAGACAGUUGUAUUUUCCUCAAUGUGGAACAACUGGUCUAUCUGAACCUGGAAUCCUAUAUGUUCUCUCUGUAUGUGUUUCCUACAGUUAGAUUUCAAAGCAGAGGCAUGUGGACAGUAGGCACACUUAUAGGGCUUCACACCUGGGUGGCUAUGCUGGAGACGGAUGUGCUGCUUUAAAUACUGUUGAGUCUGAAAGUAAAGUACAUGACAUGAUAUCACCUUUGAAAUAGCCCCAAAGCCAAAUUCUGGCGGUUUCUAUUGAGUGAUUUCAGUAUAAGUUGGCAUUUGGAGUAUGUUUUGUUA